UUCGUCUACGCACUCGCAGUUUGUGCUCUCAGGCUCUCCUUCGCGCUGUCAGCACUUCAGCACAAGGUGCUGUCAUGGAUCAGACUGCAAACUCGUUUGGAUAAAGUCGAUUAGGAACUUGGUAUCUGAGGAACGCAGAGAGCCUGAACUUCUCCAGUUCGUGCGUGUCUGCUCAGUACGCGCACACGCACACGUGGAAGGGAUUAAAAAAAAAAAAGAAAUAAAAAUCACCAAAGCAUUGUGAACGGUAUGAUGCUGAAGAGCAGCUGAAGAUCGGAGCAGAACCGCGAAGGAAAAUGCAGAAGAGCGUUCGCUACAAUGAAGGACACGCUCUGUAUCUGUCCGUGGUGGCGCGUAAAGAGGGCACCAAGCGCGGCUACCUCUGUAAGAAGACGACGGAAAACAGCAAAUGGCACGAGAAGUUUUUCGCCCUCUACCAAAACGUGCUCUUCUACUUCGACUCUGAGCAAAGUGCACGACCCUCUGGCAUUUAUCUCCUGGAGGGCUGCACAUGUGAACGCGUCCCGGCGCCUAAAGUGUCCACAGGAGGCAAGGAGACACUGGAUAAACAGCACUAUUUCCUCAUUGUGUUUGGCCACGAUGGCCAGAAGCCCCUGGAGCUCCGUGCCGAAGAGGAAACAGAGUGUGAUGAAUGGGUGGAGACCAUCCAACAAGCCAGCUAUUCAGACAUUAUCAUCGAGCGUGAAGUGCUCAUGCAGAAAUAUAUCCACCUGGUGCAGAUUGUGGAAACGGAGAAGGUGGCAGCCAAUCAGCUGCGUACCCAGCUGGAGGACCAGGACACCGAAAUUGAGAGACUCAAAGCAGAGAUUGUAGCCUUGAACAAAACUAAGGAAAGGAUGCGCCCUUACCAAGUAAACCAAGAGGAAGAUGAUCCAGAUAUCAAGAAGAUUAAAAAGGUCCAGAGUUUCAUGCGAGGCUGGCUGUGCCGGAGAAAGUGGAAGAUCAUUGUCCAGGACUACAUUUGCUCUCCUCAUGCAGAGAGCAUGAGAAAAAGAAACCAGAUUGUCUUUAACAUGGUAGAGGCUGAGACUGAGUAUGUCCAUCAGCUGUCCAUCUUGGUUAACUGCUUCCUCAGGCCUCUCCGUAUGGCUGCUAGCUCGAAAAAACCUCCAAUUAGCCAUGAUGAUGUCAGCAGCAUCUUCCUCAACAGUGAAACAAUUAUGUUUUUGCACGAGAUAUUCCACCAAGGCUUGAAAGCACGGAUAGCAAACUGGCCCACAUUGGUUUUAGCCGAUCUCUUCGACAUUUUGCUGCCUAUGCUGAAUAUCUACCAGGAGUUUGUGCGAAACCACCAGUACAGCCUGCAGGUUUUGGCGAACUGUAAGCAGAACAGGGAUUUUGACAAGCUCCUGAAACAAUAUGAGUCUAAUGCUGCGUGUGAGGGAAGGAUGCUCGAAACCUUCCUCACAUACCCUAUGUUUCAGAUUCCACGCUAUAUUAUAACUCUACAUGAACUCUUGGCUCACACACCACAUGAGCAUGUAGAGCGGAAGAGUCUGGAGUUUGCCAAGUCGAAGCUUGAAGAGCUGUCCAGAGUGAUGCACGAUGAGGUGAGUGACACUGAGAACAUCCGCAAGAACCUUGCUAUCGAGCGCAUGAUUGUGGAAGGUUGUGACAUCCUCCUCGACACCAGUCAGACAUUUGUGAGACAAGGAUCUUUGAUCCAACUACCUUCAGUGGAGAGGGGGAAGCUCAGCAAAGUUCGACUAGGUUCUCUCUCCCUGAAGAAAGAAGGAGACAGGCAGUGCUUUCUGUUCACCAAGCAUUUCCUCAUCUGUACCCGUAGCUCAGGAGGCAAGCUGCACCUGCUCAAACAAGGUGGCGUUCUGUCCCUGAUCGAGUGCACGCUGAUCGAGGAACCCGACGCCAAUGAUGAAGACGCUAAGACCUCAGGGCAGGUGUUUGGCCAUUUGGACUUUAAGAUUGUGGUGGAACCUGCAGAUGCUCCUGCAUUUACAGUGGUACUUCUGGCUCCAUCACGCCAGGAGAAAGCAGCCUGGACCAGUGACAUCAGCCAGUGUAUUGAUAACAUCCGCUGUAACGGCCUGAUGACCAGUGUGUUUGAAGAGAACUCCAAAGUCACUGUGCCACACAUGAUAAAAUCUGAUGCACGUCUCCAUAAAGACGAUGUUGACAUUUGCUUCAGCAAGACGCUCAACUCCUGCAAGGUUCCCCAGAUCCGCUACGCCAGCGUGGAGCGGCUGCUGGAGAGGCUGACAGACCUGCGCUUCCUAUCUAUCGACUUCCUUAACACCUUCCUGCACACGUAUCGCAUCUUUACCUCUGCUGCUGUGGUCAUGGACAAGCUGGCUGACAUCUAUAAGAAGCCCUUCACCUCCAUACCUGUCAGGAUCCAGUAUCCCUCAUUUGAUCGUUUGUCCAUCACAUCCUUCUGUCCUGAUUACAGCUUGAAGAUGAGGAAGAUAGCCAUGGACCAAUCAAAGUCCCUGGAGCUUUUCUUCGCUACCAACCAGAACAACCGUUCAAGCAGCACAGGCAGUGAGCAUCCCAAUGAGAAAUCUCCUCGCCUGUGCAGGAAGUUUUCCUCCCCUCCUCCUCUCUCGAUCCCCUCACGCACUUCCUCUCCAGUGCGAGCUCGUAAGCUCUCCCUCAACUCUCCGCUUAGCUCCAGGGUGGCUGCACUGGACUUGUCCAACCCCGUGUCCUACUCCGCCACUAACAGCCCCACCUCAGCUAACCCCUGCACCUCGCCUCCUCCUUCCAACAUCAAGUCUCCUGAGGAUCCUUCACCUGAGCAAAGCCCUGGUGCCAAUGAUGAGAAUGCAGACCAACCACGCAUCGACGCGCUCUCUGGAAAACUGCGCCGUAGCUUUCGGAGGGUCAGAUGUCACCCUUCAAGUGCAUGCUUUACAUCAGCUGUUCUAGAAUCAGCCUCAAUGGAUAAGUCCAUUAUCCCUGAGUCCCCUCAAGGCAGUGAAGCUGGAGAUCUCUCCCCCUGCAGAUCGCCUUCUACACCACGACACAUGCGCUUCAGAGGUCCUGGAGUCCCAGCAGCAGAGAACUCCCGUUGUUCAGUGUCUCCUGCUUCAGCCUUUGCUAUUGCAACAGCUGCUGCUGGCCACAGCAGCCCUCCAGUUUUUAACAACUCGGAGAGAAUGUGUGACAAAGAGUUCAUCAUCCGGAGAGCAGCCACUAACCGGGUUCUGAAUGUCCUACGCCACUGGGUUUCCAAACACUCCCAGGACUUUGAGCUGAAUAGAGAGUUGAAAAUGAGUGUGAUGUGUCUUCUGGAAGAGGUGCUGAGAGAUCCUGACCUGCUCCCUCAGGAAAGGAAAGCCACUGCGAACAUACUCAAUGCCCUUUCACAAGAUGACCUGGAUGAUGCUCAGCUGAAGAUAGAGGACAUUCUACAGAUGGCUGAAUUCCCAAAGGCAGAGUGCUUUGAAUCACUGUCAGCAAUGGAAAUAGCUGAGCAGAUCACACUUCUAGACCACAUCAUUUUCCGAAGCAUCCCUUAUGAGGAGUUUCUGGGCCAAGGCUGGAUGAAGAUGGACAAGAAUGAAAGAACUCCUUACAUCAUGAAGACCAGCCAACAUUUCAAUGAUAUGAGUAACCUGGUAGCAUCACAGAUUAUGAGCCACACAGAUGUUGGCUCAAGGUCAAGCUCCAUAGAGAAAUGGGUAGCCGUGGCUGAUAUUUGCCGCUGUCUGAACAACUAUAACGGCGUCCUGGAGAUCACCUCUGCCCUGAACCGCAGUGCCAUCUAUAGGCUGAAAAAAACCUGGGCUAAAAUCAGCAAGCAGACAAGAGCACUCAUGGAUAAGCUCCAGAAGACUGUGUCAUCUGAGGGACGAUUUAAAAACCUGAGGGAAACAUUGAAAAACUGUAAUCCACCAUGUGUCCCUUAUCUGGGCAUGUACCUGACAGACCUGGCGUUUAUUGAGGAAGGAACCCCAAACUUUACUGAAGAGGGAUUGGUCAACUUCUCAAAGAUGAGAAUGAUAUCUCAUAUUAUUCGUGAGAUCAGACAAUUCCAGCAAACUCCUUACAGAAUCGAGCACCAGCCAAAGGUCACUCAGUACCUAAUGGAUAAAACUCUGAUCAUGGAUGAAGAUACACUCUAUGACUUGUCUCUUAAGAUCGAACCCAGGCUUCCUGCUUGACCUACAGACUUGCCCUGAGACCUCCAACUAUCAAACAUGCUUCACUUUGCCUGCUUUACUGAGGCCAUAAUGUAUGCCGUGGUAAAAAAGCGUUACCCGUGUGGGAGAACAAGGAGUAAACGAAGAGCAGAAAGUCCUAGUUUGAAGUUUGCAGAAGAUAAAUAAGACAUGAGCUACGUCCACUGCCACUGUGUUGCAAGUCAAGGACUGUUCAGGUGAAAGCAGCGAACAUGGGGUGAAGAGAAUGGAGAAGAAAUGUAGCAUGUAAAGCAGCAGAACUCUGUCCUGGAGUAGAGUGGUUCAAUACUGUUCUCUCAAAGCUCCUGCUGUUAGCUUUGUGCGUGUUUAAGACUGUGGGUUCUGUCUAUUGCCCUCGUCUCUCCAAUUCUGAUGUCUCCAAACCACAUAGCAAACAAGGACAUGCUACUGGUACUUCCACUUGUUUGUCAUUUUGCCAGACUUUGUACAUUCAUAUCUGUUUUGCCACAGGAGAGUCGCAGCGAACCAAAACACUAGAUUGUUAUAUAACGGCUGAUUUUGUCAGGGGAAGGAAGUGGAAUGUACAGUAGCUCAUGAUUAGUACAGAGUCAAGCAAGUCACAGAUUAGAUUUUAAAAAGAUGGUAAAUCAUGAAUUAAUUUAUCCUUAGUUUUUGAUCCUGUUGAAUGAAAUCAUGAUAAUUUAGUAGAAUGUUAUAUAAAAUAAAUGAUAUAUUAAUAAUUAUACAUACAUAAUAUACAUCAAAUAUAGGUGCCUUCUUGACACAGUUCCCUAAAUGGUAAUAUUUUCAGAAUAUUGAUUUUAUAAAAAGGGAAGAAAAAAAUAAUUCUACUAUAGCAACUUGAUAUCAAACACUGAUCUCGUUUUAGAAUUUAUUUUUAUCGUUGUUCAAUUCGGAUCACAGAGUUUUAUUAAAAUAGAGCUACAGAAAACAAAUAGCCAUUUUAGAUGCUAUGACUAGAACCCAGUCGGCUGUAUUAGGUAUCUGUUGGGGGACACAAUGUAUUGCUCCUCUUCUACCUAUAACCUCUGCACACAAUUAUAGGACCACAGCUGAGCAAAUAUCAUUGGGCUGGUGGGCCUUUUGUAGUUCUCAAACACUUGAUGAUAAUAUCUAAUAUUGGUAAAUAAUAUCAAGUAAUAAUAAUAAUAAUAAUAAUAAUAUCAUGCCAGAAAGGUACAGGGGGUUGAGAUAUUGUGUUUGGCAAAACUACAAAAUCCAACUGUACAGUCAGUGAACCUGAUUAAAUGACCAUUGAGUGCAUGAAGAUGGUCCAGAAAUUAUGUAUGUUUUCCUCUCAGAAAAAGAAGAUAUACAGUGAUGUCUUUGGAAAGUGGAUCAGAUUGUAGCAUUUCAAUAAGCACAGAAAUAAUGCUUAGGCCAUUUUGCACUCUGGUAGAUUGUUUAAGCUGAUUCCAUGAUAAAUGCCAAUCUAAAGAUUGCUGAUUCUGAAAUGUUUUUAUUUCUUAAUGCGGGCUGGUCUUUGUUAACGGCACCAAUUUGGAGUAGCUGCUUGAUUUCAUACACAACGUUACACUGAAAUGGUUGUCAGUCUUUUAAUUGUUUUGCAUGCAACAGAUAAUGUUUGCAUGCUUGAAGACUAAAUGAAAGAUGUUCUGUGUUAAUGUUCUCACAGUUGUAUAGUCUUUGUUCAAACCUCAAAAGAACAAUAGAUUACAUUUCCAGUGGACUGCACUUUUUUCACCCUUUAUGCUCAUGAAAGCUGGAAAUUUCAUAUGCAUAUGCUGACAGAGAGCUGUCGAUCUGGCCAUAAAACAUAUUAUCAACCACUGUGCUAUAUGAAGACAAUUUUAUUUUUGUGGGACAAACUUUUAUUUCGAUUAAUUUGUCUUGUUGUAUGUGUCUGUGUUUGGCUGGGGUGUAGACGAACGAGGCAGGUUAGCAUAGUGUAUGGAUUGCACUUUUAGUAAUGUAGCGUUGCUUACCCGAGUGUGUUAUAGUAAUAUUUAUUUGGACAUAUUUAUUUGACCUUUUUUUGUAUAUAAUACGUAUGUCGCACAUGGGAUUAUGUUUUGAUUGUGGUUUUUAUCAUUGACAUUAUGUAAUACUUUGAUUUUGCAAUGAUUUCCUAAUCACUUCUAGUGUGCUGUUCUACUUUGCAAAACCAAGACAAAAGAAAUGUAGCAUAUCAGAUUGGAUUUCUGUCAUUUAUCUUGCUUUUUUUUAACAGAUGUAUGUAAUAUGCCUCUUGGCAUUGCAUUGCUGUUGUGCGCUGCAUGUUGAUGCAUGUCUAAGCUGGACAUGUGUAUAUAUAUAGCUUUAGCGCUACAGUUCCAGGCUUUUAUUUGAAAUAAAAGCUCAUGCUCAUUGGGAAUCCAAUUUGUGUAGUUUGU
This is a messenger RNA of Silurus meridionalis, 6499 nucleotides long. It is a transcript of the gene rasgrf2b, whose product is annotated as Ras protein-specific guanine nucleotide-releasing factor 2b. Gene Ontology annotation, cellular component: plasma membrane. The transcript has 29 exons. Bases 297 to 4145 code for a protein of 1282 amino acids. NCBI's taxonomy places the organism in Eukaryota, Metazoa, Chordata, Actinopteri, Siluriformes, Siluridae. Gene Ontology annotation, molecular function: protein binding; guanyl-nucleotide exchange factor activity. Gene Ontology annotation, biological process: positive regulation of GTPase activity; Ras protein signal transduction. The record is from RefSeq and is a predicted model, not a curated record.